This is a messenger RNA of Eublepharis macularius, 3041 nucleotides long. Its product is annotated as zinc finger protein 773-like. Lineage: Eukaryota; Metazoa; Chordata; Lepidosauria; Squamata; Eublepharidae. Gene Ontology annotation, biological process: regulation of transcription by RNA polymerase II. The record is from RefSeq and is a predicted model, not a curated record. The coding region runs from base 96 to 1883 and encodes 595 amino acids. The transcript is spliced from 8 exons. Gene Ontology annotation, molecular function: RNA polymerase II cis-regulatory region sequence-specific DNA binding; DNA-binding transcription factor activity, RNA polymerase II-specific.
UUUCAAUGAGGCCUCAGUAAGGAAAAACCUGCACCGUCACCUGUCUCCUGCGUUUGGGUUUCGAUGAGGCCUCGGUUGUAGAGUUUCCUUAGAAAAUGGCUUCCCAGAAGUUUCCACUUUCACAGAAAAAGGCAGAAGAAACUGGGUAUUUGGGCCCAACAGAUAUCUUUGGCACUUGGACUAGAACAGAGCCUUCCUUAUUUUCUUCAGUCACCGGGCAGGUCCCGGAAGCCUGUUGCUCCCUAAAAGAAGAGCCAAUUGACACCCACCCUGAGAUCCUCCUCGCUCGGUCCAAAGACAUUGAAGAAGGUAACAGACAGAGGUUUCGGUGGGGAAACAUUCCUUUGGGAGAAACUCCCCGGCAGACCCUGUCCCGGCUGGAUGAAGCAGCCCAGAGAUGGCUACGGCCGCAAGAUCGCACUAAGGGACAGAUUGUGGAUAUGAUAGUCCUGGAACAGUUUCUGCAAGUGUUGCCAUGGGAAAUGCAGACCUGGGUGAGAGCCAAGGAACCAAGAAGCAGUGAGGAGGCAGCUUGGCUGGCUGAGGCCUACCUGGGACAGCAGUGGCCUGUGGCCUUCCAUGAAGUGGCAGUGUAUUUCACCCAAGAGGAAUGGGAUCUUUUGGAUGAGGAUCAAAGGGAUUUGUAUUACAACGUCAUGCAGGAGAAUUCGGAGAACGUGGCUUCAUUGGAGCUGCUGAUUGCAAAAUCUGAUCCAGUUCUCCAUCUGGCAUGUACAGAAGAGCCACACAUCACAGAGUUCCAAAAACCAAAUAACAAGAAAAUUACUGCCAAAGGCAUUGUAAGUGGUGACAAUGUAAUUGAACUUGAGUUGCCAUCUUCCAAACUAGACCAGAUUUCCUCUCACCAUGAAUAUGACUUGCUGUUCCAGAGGGAGCAAGAGAAAAAGAUUCAGAGGCUGAAUGAGGAGACUAGGCCAAGACACUCUUGUCUAGAGCUGCUGAUUGCAAAAUCUGAUCCAGUUCUCCAUCUGGCAUGUACAGAAGAGCCACACAUCACAGAGUUCCAAAAACCAAAUAACAAGAAAAUUACUGCCAAAGGCAUUGUAAGUGGUGACAAUGUAAUUGAACUUGAAUUGCCAUCUUCCAAACUAGACCAGAUUUCCUCUCAUCAUGAAUAUGACUUGAUGUUCCAGAGGGAGCAAGAGAAAAAGAUUCAGAUGCUGAAUGAGACUAGCCCAAGAGAGUCUCAUGCAGGUGGGAUCAGCCUAUGUGGAACAGGUGAUGCUUCAGGAAGUAUGAAUGUGUGUAAGAAUCCUCAGCAGAGAGAUGCUACAACAGAGCAACCACAUGAAACAUCGUGGUGGGAUAUUUUCUUUGAACCUAAGCGUCCUGAAGCAAUUGAGAUCAAAUCAGUAGGACAUCAGGGAAUAUUGCCAGAGCUCAUGCAAGGAUAUUCAGCUCCUAGGAAAGGGAAUUUCACAAAAAGGAAGCCCCCGUUAAGAGUGAAUUAUCCCUGCUCUGUUUGUGGGAAAAGUUUUGAUCGGCGUGCUAACUUAAUUAAACACCAGAGAAUCCAUACAGGGGAGAAGCCAUAUUCAUGUGCAGAAUGUGGAAAACGUUUUGAUCAGCAAUCCAACCUCAAUGUCCAUUUGCGAGUUCAUACAGGAGAGAAGCCUUAUGCCUGCCCUGACUGUGGGAGACGUUUUACCAUCAAAUCUCACUUACAUGGACACUAUAGGAUCCACACAGGAGAGAAACCCUAUGAAUGUGAAAGAUGUGGGAGGAGGUUUCGUGUAAAAUCGUGUCUGAAUAAGCACCAAAGAACCCAUGCAGGAGAAAAAUAUUUUGUGUGUCCCAUCUGUGAUAAAACUUUCACCUGCAGCUCUGAUCUUAUUAAACACCGAGUUACUCACUCAAGAUAGAACAAUUGCAUGUACUCUGAGUGCGGGGAAAAUUUCGCCAAUAGAUCAGAUCUUAACAAACAUGAGAGGAGAAAAACCUUGUAUGUGCCCAUCUGUGAGAAAAGUUUCCAAGAUGUUUCUCAGAAGAACAAACAUCAGAGAAUUCACACUGAAGAAACACCUUAUGAAUGCUCCAUCUAUGAAGAAAAGUUCAGAGAUGGCUCCCAACAAAACAAACACUAGAGAAUUUGUGUGCUAUAGAACACUUAGUACACAUUGAUGCAAAUAUGUAGUGGAUGCUGAGGGGGCACAGUGUACACAUUCUCAAAAAAAACUUUAUAGGUGCUCCCGAGUGUAUAGAAAAAAAAUGCUUUGGAUCUUGAUAAGCAAAAGUGAAUCCACAUAGCUAGGAAUAAGCACCAGAAAAGAAAAAAAAAACAGUGAGAAAUAUGGGCCUUUUCUACACAGGUUAUUUGCACCAGUUUCAAUGAUUUUGAGAAGCAUGUGUUUUCUUACUUCCCCACAAUAUUGUGGUACAUUUGUGCACAUUCCAGGUUUCCCCGAUAUUUCCCUAACCUGCUUUACUGCGAAGUUUGGGAAACCACACAGCAAAGCCUUGACAGCUGCUGUGUGGAUUUUCCCAGUCCUGCCCACACAGCAGCCAUUUCUCCAUCUCCAUCACCAUUUUGUUUUAUGCAUUGUCGAAGGCUUUCACGGCCGGAGAACGAUGGUUGUUGUGGGUUUUCCGGGCUGUAUUGCCGUGGUCUUGGCAUUGUAGUUCCUGACGUUUCGCCAGCAGCUGUGGCUGGCAUCUUCAGAGGUGUAGCACCAAUGUAGCAGAGGUGUAGCACCAAUUCACAAGCAUAAGCAAAACUUCAACAGGAAAGAAGAAACCUUAAGAAUGAACAGAGCAUGGUUUCCAGUUCUGAAAAACACCAGGCUAACAAAACAUUCUAUCCCCGACAAUAGCCCUGCAGAGAAGAUUAGCACAUCAAGUACCAAUCCAUAUGCAAAAGAACCUCCUCAGGAUACAGUGAAGCCUCCCGCCAUUAGCAUUCCACACCCUGGGAAACUCUUACAGGAUGACUCAGCUCAACCCCACCCCUCCUGAGUAGAUACAAAUAACCUACAUCUUUUCCACACUGUGACACUGAGAGAUCUCUGUCUUUUGGUGCUACA